Messenger RNA from Cinclus cinclus, 1314 nucleotides. It is a transcript of the gene CERKL, whose product is annotated as ceramide kinase like. The transcript is spliced from 12 exons. Bases 115 to 1314 code for a protein of 399 amino acids. Lineage: Eukaryota; Metazoa; Chordata; Aves; Passeriformes; Cinclidae. The record is from RefSeq and is a predicted model, not a curated record. Gene Ontology annotation, molecular function: kinase activity.
ACAAUACUUUUAGCUGUUACUCUCAGUCACUUGAUUAAUGCUUUCUUUUUUUUAUUUUUUUCCCUUACAGGUGAUUCCAGUGUGGCUUUACAGGCUCAAGAGGAGAUUAUUGAAAUGAAAGAUGUAUUUUCAGUAAAACUGAAACGUCGUUGUUUUGCAGGACAGAAAAAAGGCUUUCAAAACAGACCUAAAUCAUUGAAAGUAUUUGUUAAUCCAAGCAGCCACAAAAGAGAAGCCACUCACAUUUAUUAUGAAAAAGUUGCACCUCUGUUUAAACUUGCUGACAUAAAAACUGAUGUCACAGUAACAGAAUAUGAAGGACAUGCUCUCUCAGUUCUUAAAGAAUGUGAACUGCAGGCAUUUGAUGGGGUGGUUUGUGUUGGUGGAGAUGGAUCUGUCAGUGAAGUUGUUCAUGGGCUACUACUCAGAGCCCAGACAGAUGCUGGGAAAGACACAGACUAUGUAUCCAAGCCUGUCAGGGCCCCCAUUCCUCUUGGAGUAAUACCAGCAGGUACUACAAAUAUUUUGGCCCAUACACUCUAUGGUAUUAAACAUGCAGUGACAGCAACAUUGCACAUUGUAAUGGGACACGUUCAAGCAGUAGAUGUGUGUACUUUCAGCACUCCAAGCAAGCUGCUGCGCUUUGGGUUCUCAGCCAUGCUUGGGUUUGGGGCGAGGACUUUGGCUUUGGCCGAGAAGCACCGCUGGAUGCCCUCCAGUCAGAGGAAGGAUUUUGCUUUCAUCAAAACACUGGCAGAUCUCAAGCCAGAGGAAUGUGAAGUGUCAUUUCUCCCUCUACAAAUUCUGCAGGAGGACUCUCGUGAGAAGGACAGAAAGAAGAAAGAGAGAACAAAGAAAGGUAGCAAGGAUCAAUGGCAGAAAAUUCAGGGUCACUUCCUGAAUGUGAGCAUUAUGGCAAUCCCUUGUCUGUGUUCAAUGGCACCAAGAGGCUUGGCACCUAAUACGAGGUUGAAUAAUGGAAGCAUGGCUCUUAUUGUUGUACAAAAUACCUCUCGAUCAGAGUUCAUAAAGCAUCUGAAAAGAUACACCAGUGCAAAAAAUCAGUUCAAUUUUCCCUUUGUUGAGACCUACACAGUUCGAGAAGUAAAAGUACAACCAAGGCUUAAAUGGGGACCUGAUGCCAAGGAAAAUGUGUGUCUGAAUGCAGAAGGAAACUACCCUUGGAAUAUAGAUGGAGACUUAAUGAAGGAAGCAUCAGAAGUUCAUGUUCGGGUGCAUCCUCAACUUAUUGAUCUCUAUGGAGUGAACACGGAUGAGCUGGAGAGUUCCCAAGUGACAUGCAACUGCAUCUAG